AUGAGCAGAAGGCAUGUGAGCAUCCUUUAUACCAAUACUGUCGCCCCGAUAUGUGCGCCGCGGCGGAUCACGAGAUGCUUCUCUACUGCCAGCGUGCGGCAAAAUGCGGCAACUUCAAAGACGGCUGAAGGCGAGGACGCCUCUGAGACACAGAAUGAGCGGCCGGAGGAAGAGGGGGCUAUGGCCCGAAGGCUUUCGGAAAUGACAGAGCAAGCUAUGCUGGAAGGAGGCCGGUCCGCGCGCAGAAACAUGCAACAGGCGGGGUUCUCGGACGAAUUGAAGCAACAGCUGGAGGAAAGAGUGGCGGCGGCGGCUUUCAAGAAUGAGUACGUGGCUGCGCACUUUAUUCUCGAUAUGCCGUCAAGCGCAGGCCAAGGGACACGAGAUAUCGCCGGAGCACAGCCAUGGACAGGAACAGAGAACGCCCACGACAUCACUCUUCGGAUGCUGGAUGAUUCCAAGAAACGGAUGCGCACGCCAUAUAAAAUCCCCCAACCAAAGCCGGUGGACAUGCGGAUUAGCCCAAAGCCCAAAGCAUCCGCUGGAGUGCGUCUCGCGAAUGCCAAAGAGCGCACUGCGACGUAUACCCUGAGUCAGAAUCAAGGAAUUUCAGAUGAAGAACGUGAAGCUAUGCGUCGAGAGAUGCGCGAGCGGUUCUCUCCCGGUGCGCGACCUAUGCCCGCCACGCUCCAGGGCUUGACGUCGCUCGCCAACGAGCGGAUCGAAGAUGCGAUGGCGCGGGGCCAGUUCCACAAAAUAAAAAGGGGCAAGGGUGUAAACACCGAGACCGAUCACAGGGCCAAUAGUCCGUUCAUCGAUACUACCGAGUACUUCAUGAACAAGAUGAUCCAGAAGCAGGAGAUUGUACCGCCGUGGAUCGAAAAGCAACAGGACCUGGCUAGGGAGGUUGAUCGGUUCCGUUCGCGCCUGAGGGCCGAGUGGAGACGACAUGCGGCACGGCUUAUUGCCAGCGAUGGAGGAUCCCUGGAUGCGCAGAUGAGACGGGCCGAUGCGUAUGCGGCUGCGGAGGCGCGGUUGGCGGAAAGGGCCAAGAUAGAGCAGGCGUUCCGCGAUGGCGACAGUCUGGCGUCUUCGGAUGUGGGCAUUGCUGGAGGACAGGACUCUUCAAUUGUAUCUGCGGCCCAGAAGGGCCCAGAUGGUGCAACUGCUGAACCACAGGAGAAAGAGCCUUUACCAUAUGUCUCCCCCCUGCGUGAUCCGCAAUACAUGAACACGGAGCGUUCAUUCCUCGAACUCACCGUCAAGAACCUCAAUGCGCUUACCCGGACUUACAACCUUCAAGCGCCUCCUGUUGCACAAAAGCCUUACCUCAACCUGGAGCGUGAGCUAACUGCGUGUUAUGCCGAGGUGGCCCCAGGCUUGGCUGAAGAGAUUAGACGACGUGCCACCGAAAGAGCUCGCCCGAAAGACUCGGGUCCCAAAGCCGCUGGUAUCCUGGAGACUUUGAGCACCUCGAACAAUGUUCGUGUCUAUGAGGAGGACCAUUCCAAUGGCUACGGAUUCAAGCAAUUUUGGCGGGAUAUUUUCUCGAAGAAGGAAUAG
Molecule: messenger RNA, 1563 nt
Organism: Aspergillus sclerotioniger CBS 115572
Lineage: Eukaryota; Fungi; Ascomycota; Eurotiomycetes; Eurotiales; Aspergillaceae
Product: DnaJ family domain-containing protein
Exons: 2
Coding region: 1-1563 (520 amino acids)
Source: RefSeq, a predicted model, not a curated record